Messenger RNA from Pocillopora meandrina, 4160 nucleotides. NCBI's taxonomy places the organism in Eukaryota, Metazoa, Cnidaria, Anthozoa, Scleractinia, Pocilloporidae. The record is from the annotation of a GenBank genome assembly.
UGUUAUGAAGACUGAUGUCACUGAGACGCCUAUCGUUUACGCAUAUUUUGUUGCUGUUUGCAGUCCUCAAUGAUCACAACCUUCCGCCGGUGGGAUCACAUAUAGUCGUCCUCUGGCCCAGUACUCGAUCUUUUUAAAAGGAUCACCUAGAGGAGGAUAACCAUAAGCUGUUAAAUCCACGGUAAGUCAUUUGCGUUUGGUGAUUCGGCCAACAUAAUGACACAAUAUGUAAAGUUAUUAAUUUGUAUCGUGAGAAAACUUCCAAUACUACUUAUACAAUUAUCUGAAUUAUUUCUUGUAAUAAAUGGUGGGAAACGAAAUGCACAAAAUGAAAUCAUCAUUUUAUAAACUUUUGGUUGUUUAUCAGCAUCGAUUCACCCAACACUCCGUCCAAAGAGCUUUGCAUGAUCUUCAAACACGGCUUUGAAAAGACUAUACGUGGCAAUGCCCGAGGGCUUAUUUCGACUUGUUUCGAUCUAAUGCACGCGAAUUUUUAGGACGGUUUGGUCUUAUCCCAAAAAGGGAAAAUUUCGAUUCUUGAGAAUGAUUUUUAGCAAAAGGGAAGCUAGAGAAAGGCAAAAUUGUCUGUGAACAACCCAAUGAAGAUUUCAGCAUGAUGUGAUCGCAUGGUUAGCUACAGUGUCAGAGAUAACUCUGCGUGAACACAGUAGCCAGUAGAAACACAGGCGGUCAAAGAGUUCUGUGUGUAAUUUCGGGGUUUAAAUCUAAUAUGCUGGAUAUGUACAUUAACUGGAGUAGUAAAAGCCAAAGUUACCCCAGUAUGAUUGAUAUUCAAUCACUCUUUAGUUCACAAUGGUUCACCAAAGUCGAUAUUCGAUUCCCUUGAUAUUGAACGAUCGAGGGUUACAUUUAGAUUAAAUUUUAACCAUUUGCGUGUGCCGUAAAAAAGUAAAAUAAUGAAAAAUAUUGUUAUAAAUGCGAUAAAUAUAUAUAACGUGUAAACUCCUUAUCUUUAUUCCAUAUCUGAACUUGCCUCUUCCAGCCGUUUUUCAAAUCAUACACUGUACACUUAGGCCGCCCGUGGCCGAAGGGCUUUACGCUGAAAAUUUACAAAAUUUUCAACCUUGAAAAUGGCGUUUCUAGUGUUUCGAUUAGUUCACCUUACUCCGAUUAUCAGUGCAUAUUCCGUGUCACCGUUUAUGGAAAGCAUUGCCUUUACUGUCAAGUAGCUAAAAAAAGCUCCAUCUAAACGUUAAGGAUUUAAUGAAAUUCAAAAAUUCAGUUAUUCAAGUUGCACUUGUUGAAUACGGGAAUGGUUAUAGACUUCUGGGCGCUACGCACCUCGUUGAAUAUUUAUCAUCUUAACGCGCGCUUAUGGAAUAAACGUUAAAUAAGUCUCUCCAUGGGUUGCUAUUUUUAAUAACAUACAGUUCCAUUAUUUUAGUCUCGAAGAUAUCUGCUUACUAGCCUGCAGAGCAGGUGUAAUUUAGGCUAGCCAGCGCUAAGUAAUUUCAUAACGAAUAUUAUGGCCGCCAUCUUUGAUUUUAAUGGCCGGUCGAACAAACGAUCGCGAGCUUUUAGCGUUAGCUCGCACUAACAAGACGCCUGCACUUUAGGCUAUCUGCUUACAAGUUAUUCUAUUUUAGUCACUUUCCAGGAAUAUGAAUAUUGAUCAUCCUCCCCUAGUGCGAACAAAACCGCCCGUCGAAAAACAUCAAGCAGCAGUUCUGGCAGCUCGACUUUUCAACCUGCAUAUCACAGAUUUGUCUUUUGUCAAAGAGCUUAAUUCCUAUGACGACAGAAACUUUUACAUGCGAGGAUCCUUGAAUGGGCAACGUGAAUGUCAAGAAUACGUUCUCAAAAUUAUAAACGACGUAGAAUCAAGGCAUGAAUAUUUCCAAGAGUUUCAGUGUAACAUCAUGUUGUUUCUCCAAACACGUGGCUACAACUGCUCCUCCCCAGUCCUUUCAAUUCUCAAGACGCAUUUGGUCAGGUGCAAAAUCCCACGAAAGCAUCGAGCUGGCAUUCUUCACUCGGAGCCUGGUCAUGUUUCUACGGUAACAGACAAAGAUACGAAUGGAAUUUCUUUAGAAAAUGGUACUAGCACUCUGUCUGUAACAAGUCUUAGAAAUAUCGUUGAUGGAAUUGAGAUUUAUGACGGAGAAGAAUACUCUGAAGAGGAAUUCUUGGUCUGCGCUGUUCUCCUUUUGAACUUUGUACCGGGUAAAUUACUGAAUGAAAUCCCGCUGAACACUCAACUGCUGUUUAAUGCAGGAGUGGCCGUGGGCAGCAUGGAUCGAGACUUAAAGGUAAGAGAAAAGCAAUAGCAAACAAAAAGCAAACAAAGGAAAAAAAUACCAGCAAGGUGGAACAGACAUCAGCUGUCCAUCUCGACUCUCACUUAAGACUGUUGUCUCGUCUCCUUUCUUGCUCAUGUUCAGCCUUUGCAGUUGUUUAAUUUAUUGUUGUUUACUUUCUAUUAAUUUUUUUAGAUUUGUUCCAGGAAAAUCAGAUUGUCAUUAUUAUCAUUAUCGUUCUGACAGCUAGUGUACUUUCUCAAAGUGGAAUUCGUUCAUAAAAGUUUAAGUUGCCGUUGCUUUUUUUAGUACAAAACUAAAAUAAUUUUUUUAAAAAACGAACAGGAUUUCGUCGGUGAAGAACUGAAGCGUCCAGAAUUUAGCUGGGGCUUGUCGAAUGUUGAUGAGAAAAUUGAGCCUUGCCUCGAAGCUGUUACUGAUCCUCAUCAUGUUGAAAUGGUUCGAGAGGUUUGUGAAGCUUUUAGAAAGACUGUGAAACCAAAACUACAUCUCCUACCCAAGCAAAUCAUCCACGGGGAUCCAAAUUACACCAAUCUUGUAUUUGCUCCCCGUGACAAGCACUGUUCACAAUACUCAGUGCAGGAUAUUGGUGUCAUAGACUUUGGAGACCUCAACUACAGUUGUACAGUAUUUGAAAUUGCCAUUGCCCUAAUGUACAUUUUGAACCUUGAAGAGGUUUUGAAGUGCGGGCGAACUCAAAUGGCGGGACAUUUCUUCGCGGGAUAUCACUCGGUUCAUCCUUUAUCUAGCGAGGAGUUGGAAGUCUUGCCUGUGCUGGUAGCGUCAAGGUUUUGUCAGUCAUUAGUAUUUGGCGCUUAUGUCAGUAAACUCGUUGAUCCUGGAAACGAAUAUAUCUUGGAAACAGCCAAAAACGGGUGGAAGAAUUUAGAGGAAUUUUGGAAGACACCAAAGGAAGAGGUGCUACAAUUAUGGAUGGAAAUGAGCGAAAACACACGACAAAACCAAAAUUAACUUUGAGAGUGUCUGUAAACAUGGAGGAAAUGCUAUUAAGAUAUUAACAUAGGUUUCACUAAAUGCAAUGAUAACCACCGUGAUUAUUUUCAUCUGUAACUCAAUUUUAUCCUCAAAACAGUUUUCAAAUUAAUAUUUAUAGUAAUCUGGGAUUGCAUGGCUUUAAAUUGGUUUUGCUCUGCUUCGCUCUGUGAUUGGUCCAGAAAACUCGCGUUCACCUCUCAACCAAGUAGAUGCAAAACUAAAACCCAAUCGAGACUUGGUCACCCGCGUUUUCCCGCGCUUAGGGUAUACGUAGUUUUGCCGUAAUUUGAUAGAAUACCUGUAGCUAAAUUAAAUGCCACACGUUUCGAUCACGCCACGAAAUAAAUGCACAUUUAAUUUAUUUGCCAGAUAGAUGAAUAUUUUGAUUUAAAGAUGUGUAGUUGUGAUUCGACUGAAAAUAGAUAUUAUAUUUAAUACAAAUAUCUAAGUACAAAUAUAACAACAAUAACGACAAAGCUACAUGAAAUAGAAUCGAGCUUACAGUUUGUGGUGCAAUCAAGUCUGGCCGUAAAACUCUUUAAAAAAAAGCGGAGCAACUGCAGAAUACCCUGCCACUUUGGUCCACCUCAUUUACAUGUGUCGGGAGUUUGAAGAUCGAGGCAUAACACAAUAGACGUUAUUCUUACUCAAUGACAUGUAAAUGAGCUUAGCCACAAAAGCAACACGCGAACAUUCUGGUGAGAAAUGAAUCGCUACCGCCUUCUGUAAUUCCUACAUGAUCUCACGCGAAGUCGCCAACUUAAUAUUAAUUGAGUAGAAACAGAACAUCACAAUAGUAGUUCAAUAGAAAGAAAACAAUUCAAAAUCAUUUCGCAAUUGCUUUACAAUAAAUAGAAAUGUAAAUUCUAGUUGCUUCAAUGUCCA